This is a messenger RNA of Stylophora pistillata, 2541 nucleotides long. RefSeq names its product monocarboxylate transporter 10. Gene Ontology annotation, molecular function: transmembrane transporter activity. The record is from RefSeq and is a predicted model, not a curated record. Gene Ontology annotation, biological process: transmembrane transport. NCBI's taxonomy places the organism in Eukaryota, Metazoa, Cnidaria, Anthozoa, Scleractinia, Pocilloporidae.
GACAAAUUGGUAAUUCCCGCAGGUGGAUUAAAGGUGAUUUCAAUUUCGAAUUUUUUGGUCAGGAAAAAAGGUCCAAGGCGCAACAUCGAAAGUUUGUGGGAGUUAAAAAGAUUACCCUGUCUCAUUUAGUCCUCUUAUAUCAUAACAGGAAUUUCUAAGAAGCCGAGGAGCGCCGGACCUUAAUUUGGAGCUGAAAUAUCAAGAAUCGUCUGCAGUUUGAGACAGUGACAUCUAACUACAAGAACUGACAGGGAACCUUAAAAAAUGUGCGAUAAAUUGAAGCACAAGAUCGUUAAAACCGAAGCAAAACCAGACGAAGUCACGACAGUGGAACUUGACGAAGACGAAGAUUGUCCUGAUGGCGGGUACGGUUGGGUCAUUUGUAUCGCUGCCGCCGUAAUUCAGUUCAUCAUUCUGGGCAUUCAUAACAACUUUGGAAUUCUCUACACCUCUUUAAUAGGCGAUCUUCAUGCUAAACCUUCAGAUGCAGCAUGGGUUGGUUCCAUCGCGUUUGGAAUGAACUUCCUCUGUGGUCCAAUCACUAGCACCUUAUGUCAAAAAUACGGCAUUCGUUUGGUGGCAGCGGCUGGAGGUCUUAUCGCUUUCCUUGGUCUUCUACUGACAUCAUUCACUAACAGCCUCUACUUCAUUUACCUCACUUACAGUAUUCUUUGGGGCUUUGGCUCAAGUCUAAACUAUGCUCCAACUAUGCUUGUAUUGGGGCAAUAUUUCAAAAGGCAUCUUCCUGUAGCAAACGGAAUAGUAACAGCUGGUAGUGGUGUCGGUACCUUAGCGAUGGGACCAUUGUUCCAUAUCAUCCUAUCAUCGAUGGGCUGGAAAAUAAUGCUUAGGAUUUUCUCUGGCUUAGGCAUCGUCAUGUUAGUGUGCGCUCUACUUUACCGUCCCCUCCCUGCUAAGUAUAAACGUGCUCGAAAGCAGUCUGAAAAGAAGCCCAAGUUGUUUGACUUUUCUGUGUGGAGAAUGAAUUCAUUCAUAUUCUGGGUGAUCUCCAUGUCUCUCCUGUUUCUCGGCUAUUUUGUACCGUUUAUCCAUUUGCCCAAUCACGCUAAGAGUCUCGGAGUGCAUGGUUACCAGUCCUCUCUCUUGGUCGGUUAUUUGUCUGUCGCUUCCACCGUAUCACGAGUUCUAUUUGGUCUUGUUCUUAAUCAUCCUAGAGUGAACCGCUUCUACGUGUUACAGCUCUGUUUCCUUAUGAUGUCGGUGACCACCACUUUAUGUCCUCUUGCACAAGAUUACACUGGUCUCAUUCUUUAUGCAGUAGGAUUUGGAGCAUUUGAUGGUUGCUUCGUUUUGUUGAUUGCUAUCACUACAAGUGAUAUAGUGGGAGCUGGAAAACUCCCUGAAGCUUUAGGAGGCUUAUAUGGAGUCAUUUCCAUCCCAAUGAUAUGUGGUUCGCCGUUGGCAGGGUUUAUUUUCCAAGUAUCUGGCUCAUAUCAAAAUGCUUUUUUCGUCGCUGGUGGAGCUAUAGCAUUAGGCACUUGCACCUUGUCUUUAAUCCCAUUCUGUAUGGCGCACGACUCACAUGAAGAGGUACCUGCUGUUCGUGUCGAACUUUGUGAAGAUCCCUUAGAUAAAGAAGACAAAAGUCAAGACUUUCUGGACAUAGUUUAUCACUCUUCUGGAAAAAAAAGGAACUCUGGUUUGCUAUAUGACACUAGUAAUUUUGCACUCAGGCGCUCUUUGUCGUGCUUGGCUCUUAGCAGGAUUGGGGAAGCCGUCUGUGGAACACAGUGUAUACUGGAAAUGCUUGAAAGAGAGUCUGAUGUAUAACGAAGAUUCCAAAAUGUUUGCAAUGAAUAUUAAAUUAUGAGCGGUUUGUAAGUGGGAUCACUGAGGCGCUGUAAAGGGACAAAAUCUGUGCGGGGAACAUUUCCUUUGACAGGCGGAAUGAAUCUACUGAGAGGAAGGAAAAAAAUUUAGGUCACUUUCCAAUAAUGCUCCGUUGAAACCAACAAAACGUGUUAAUCACACUUGGCUUGACUAAAUCGAAAUCAGUGACAGAAAACUUGACAACUGAAUUUUACAUAAGGUUAGAGUAUCUCUAUAUUGUUUUUUCCUCGUGCUGACUUGAAGUCGACAAAUAUCAUUUUAGGCAACUUCUAUGAAGAAAACAAUUUCAAACCAUAUUUAACAAAAGAGCUUUAAAACGAGUUUUUAGCUUUGGUGUGAAUGAGGUGUAGUUAUAUUUUUUUAACCAGUAUAUUUCUUUAGGUUUUUUUCCCCUGGAUUUGGCUCAUGAUUUCAUUUUUACUAGAUUUUUCAUGGAAUUUGCAGUUCGUCUUUUGAUUCACUAUUCAGUCAUCAUCAACCUUAGGAGAUUUUAAGCAUUGAUCGGAAACGCAUGCGCUGAAUCCACAACGCUAUUUUUACAAUUUUUUUAUUGGCAAAAUAUGAGGGGCAUUUUUAAGAUCUUAACCUAUAGAUGGGUUAUAUAAAUGUUUUAAAUUUUUUCAUGUUGAAAAUAAGUUAGUUGUCACACCCUAGGUGGGAAAAAAAAAAACAUUCUAGAAACAAUCAUGA